AUGGACUUAGAAAAUAAAAAUAAAACACAUCCAAGAGCAGCCGAGCUGGAUAAUAAAACUAAUGAGGAAUUAUCAUAUGAGGAAAGUUUGUUCAUUGAAUAUACACCAAAUCAUGUUAAAGUUUUGUUUGUAUGUGUGUGUAUAACAUCACUGUUCUGCAGCUGUGUUUCUCUGACAGUGUUAAAGCGGACAAGAAGAAUUCCACAUGCUGCAAAGUUCCUGUCUGCUGGACUUCUGUGCUUUGAUUCAUUGUAUAUGACAGUUAUUACAAUUAGAAAAUUUAUACAAGAACCUCUUUUGAACACAACUCUCCAAGUGCUGUCCACUACAUUGUUACAACUUGGUUAUGUUACCGUAACAUUUAUGUCCGUCGAGCGCUUUUUUAUGUUCUUUAAACCGAUGAAGUACAUCGCAAAAUGUACACCGUCGUAUCUCAGAUUGUCUACUAUAACAAUUUGGGUUGCUACGGUAACAGUUUUUCAAAUUGUAAGGUAUGGAGCAUGUUACGUGAAGUUUGAAUCUCGCAAAGUUUUUAAUCAAGCAGGACUUUGCAACAGAAUUGUGACAGUCUACUACUUAACAUUGGUCGUGUUAUCACUAAGUAUAUCUAUGUUGUGUUACUGGAGCAUAUUCAACAUGGUGAAACGGCAGUUGGCAUAUUAUGAAAGAAAGAAAGUUUCAUUUACAAUGAUGGCUUCAUUCUUACGAAGCUACAAGUCCACCACUCUAGUUCUUGUAUACAUACUUGUCAUCUUUGUUACAUCAUUUGUAUAUGCAAUCAUCAUAUUGUAUAUAAGGUACAUGAACCUUGACGUGAGGAGUAUACGUACAUCUCUAGAAGUUGUGUCCGCUAUCAACUGUUUUAUAAACCCAUUUCUAUAUGUUAUGUGGUUCAAAGAGAGUCAAAUGGAAGCUUUCAAGCUGUUUUCAUGCUUCAACAAGAACUUCAAGACUAAAGCUGAAGCAAUGAAGUAUGAAAUAUUUGACAUAGUGACAUCUUACCAGCAUGUGACAUCUACUGUUUGA
Molecule: messenger RNA, 1026 nt
Organism: Ruditapes philippinarum (Manila clam)
Lineage: Eukaryota; Metazoa; Mollusca; Bivalvia; Venerida; Veneridae
Exons: 1
Coding region: 1-1026 (341 amino acids)
Biological process (GO): G protein-coupled receptor signaling pathway
Cellular component (GO): membrane
Molecular function (GO): G protein-coupled receptor activity
Source: RefSeq, a predicted model, not a curated record